Porites lobata is the source of this 2060-nucleotide messenger RNA. Lineage: Eukaryota; Metazoa; Cnidaria; Anthozoa; Scleractinia; Poritidae. The record is from the annotation of a GenBank genome assembly.
AUGGCAGUUCCAUCAGACAGAAAUACAUCGGCUAAGGUAGUCGAGGAACUCUCUAAGUACAAGGACUUAGAGAUUGAAAUCGCCAGAAUGUGGAAAAUGGAAACAGAGACGAUACCAGUUGUUAUUGGUGCACUUAGGGUCAUUAAGAAGGGACUGGAAAAAUAUGUUGACAAAAUUCUAGGCACAUCCAGCAUCUACAAGUCAAGGAGCUCCAAAAAAAUUACUCUUUUGGGAACAGCUCACAUCCUCAGAAAGGUUCUGUCAAUCAAGUGAACUCUAUAGUACCUAAGGGCCAUUGUUUCGCCCCGGUACUUCAGAGUAACAGUAAUUUAAAUGAUAAUUAUACUUAUAUAGUUAAUAAUGGAAAUUAGGAAUGAGUGGAGUCAGGAGACAACAUAGCUGGAGUCUGAUAUGUUUAAUAAUGAGUAACAAUUAAUCAUAAUUAGAACAAAAUUUGUGGUAAUUUCAGAUUUUAUAAAACUAAUUAAAACACAAGAUCUAGCGAGAGUUUUUUUUGCGACUGGAAGAAAAAAAACAACAACAAUCAAAAAACAAAAAUGUCAAAGAGCCUGCGCGAUGGCGUAAUUGUUGUACCAUUGCUUAUAUAGGUAUGUAUGAUGGGCACUGCCCCCGAGCACUGUCCCAUUACACUGUUAUAAUCUUAAUUAGAACAGCAUUUAGUAGUGGUAGUAUGACUCAAAUUGGAAUCAAUUCCGUCUGUAAUCAUUAGAGUGUUUAGAGGGUCUCAAUGGGGUGGUGGCAUUUACGGUUAUCGGCUAAAAUUUUGGCUCUUUUACGGUUAUCGGUUAAUUUUUUUUCAGUUAAGGUUAACUAUAAAGUUAAAAAUUAAUUUCUUUGUUUCAAAGAGUUAAAUAUUAAUAAACCUGUAUCUUUUUGUAUCAUUAAAGCAAAAUAAAUGUUUUAGGAUCAUCUCGAGAUGAAAUAAGUUAUUCUUCUGAACAUUUUUAAUAUUUCAUAAAUCAUGCUUUUAGAGUAUUCCACUUCUAAUAUCAUUUUACACAUAGAAAUGUUAACUAUCAAAAAGUUUGUCAUCUUUUGCAUCUUGACGUGAUUUCCUUUUCUUCAGGGGCUACUGAUUCUUUCUUAGCGUCGCUUUGUAUUUCCUACCCUCUUCUCUUUUUACUACCACGAUAGGGUCUUUACCCCAGUGAAGAACUGAUUCUACAACAUGAACUAAAAAAGAACAAGCAUACAGAUUGAGACUCGAACAUUUCUGUGACUCUCACAAGCGUCGGAGCCAAGCUGAGAAGUACGCGGCUUUGAAGAGCUUUGCCGCAGUUUUCUCAUUCUCUUAAAAUGACAUGAACUCUUUGUUUAAAAUAGAAACAAAAGGUUAAGCUAUUGCCAGCCAACUAAAAUUUUUUGUGAGCCAUGAAACUGGACCAUUCCUAAUAAAAGACAUAACAGUUUAUUUGAAUAGAAUCUUCGUGAAAAGCAAAACUAGCAGAAACAGGAACGUAAAGAGUCAAAGUAGCUGCGAAAUAAGAAACACAACCGUUCUAAGUGAGUUUAGCACGUUCCUCAAAAUUAUCAAAUCUAAGGAGCAAAAUUUUUACGGUUAACUCUUUUUACCCUAUUUACAACUAACGGUUAAAAUAUUUCAAUCAAUACGGCUAUCGAAUAAAUUUUGGGCCGUUUUACGCCUAUCGGUUAACACCAUUGAGACCCUCUGUUUAGAGAAAACUGUUUUUCAGUAGUCCUUUUGUGAGCGAAAACGACUAUUUAGAAAAACGACAAACUGAAUAGUAGCACCUCCUGUUUUGUAGACGUCAACGAGUGUGCAACAGAAAAACACAGGGACAUAUAGGGACAGUACUUUCCUUAGUAUCUUUGCUGUUCCCAAAAAUGCUGUUUUCUGGAUAACGUUCACGCCGACUCGCUUCAACUUUAAGGAGUACAUGAAGAGAAUCGGCGUGAACGUGAGGUUGGAAGUUAUCUACAAAACAGCAUUGUUGGGGAAAGCAAAGAUACUAAGGAAAGUACUGUCCCUGUACGAAGAAGGAAAAGAGAGACCUGGGAGCCGUGGUGAAUUGUUGUAA